Molecule: messenger RNA, 397 nt
Organism: Closterium sp. Naga37s-1
Lineage: Eukaryota; Viridiplantae; Streptophyta; Zygnematophyceae; Desmidiales; Closteriaceae
Source: the annotation of a GenBank genome assembly
GCGCUCUACCGCAUGGGGUUUGACGGCGCCUCCAAGGGCAACCCAGGCCGGGCAGAGGCGGGGUCUGUGCUGUGGGAAGAGCGUGGCAACGAGGUGGUGUGCAUGAGGGAGGGAGUGGGGCACGGCACGUGCAACAUGGCAGAGUAUCGCGCGUUCAUAGGGGGGUUGGAACUGGCACUCGCACUCGGCAUCACCCGGGUGCACGUUCAAGGAGACUCCAUGCUCGUGGUCAUGCAGGUGCAGAACAAGUGGAAGGUGAAUGCAGAGAUGCUGUGGGAGCCGUGCAGGCAAGCACAGCAGCUGGUGUGCCGGUUCAGAGAGAUUGCCAUCCGCCACGUGCCCAGGGAGUGGAACCAGUUGGCGGAUCGACUCUCCAAUGAGGCUGUUCCUCUCGCAG